This is a messenger RNA of Dermatophagoides farinae (American house dust mite), 1555 nucleotides long. RefSeq names its product peroxisomal biogenesis factor 16 (gene Pex16). NCBI's taxonomy places the organism in Eukaryota, Metazoa, Arthropoda, Arachnida, Sarcoptiformes, Pyroglyphidae. Gene Ontology annotation, cellular component: peroxisomal membrane. Gene Ontology annotation, biological process: peroxisome organization. The record is from RefSeq and is a predicted model, not a curated record.
AUGCAUUCGACUAUGACGAAGAAGAAGAAAAAAGGAAAAUAUCUUGUCAUCAUCAUAUCACACACCUGUUGAUUGGUGACAAAAUGACCAAUUGUUGUUAAACGAUGGGCAAUACUCAGUCAUUACCGGAUGAUGGUCCAUUGAAAAUGUCUGCUGAAGUUGUGGACAAAUAUCUGCGACCAACAACAGAAUAUUCGUUGAAAAUUUUGCGCACUUACUUUGAACGGUACCGGUUAUUUGUGAAACACAAUCCACUGCUCGUUUCGGAAAUUGAAUCUGCAUUGUAUUGGAUCUCAUACCUGUUGGCAACUACCAAAUUUCAUAAUUCCCGCAUCAUAUCCGAAUUGCUGUCAUCAUGUUCAUCACUGCUCACAUUAUUCGACGACAGUCUACUUCGUCGUUCAUACGGGUUGGCCACCACCAAUGCGAACACGUCGGUUCACACAUUCCAUAUGGUGCUGCAAUUCAUUGAGUACAUUCAAGUAUUUGUCGAAUUGACCGCCGUGCAAUUGUAUGGCCGUUAUGGCAAAUGGUUGGUCAUAUCGAUCAUCGAGAUUAUCAAGGCGAGCAUACGUUUACUGUUGCUAUUCUACUAUCAACAGGGCCUCACCCAUCAUCAGUAUUUGAUGCCAUUGAAUCGGCUACAUGAAUUUGAGCAAUAUCAGAUGAAACAGAAAUUUAAUCAACAGCAACGACAAUCGCAGAGUGCUGUAGAUGCAUCGUCCAGGUCCAGUGUUGACGAGGCAAUCGUCAUGCAGGACGAUGAAGAGGAAGAAGUGGUUGUACCAGAUGAUGGUGGAAAUAGUCACAACCACUCAUUCAUAGAACCAAACGAAACGCAGCUCUUUCGGUUGAAAAGUUCAGGUCGCCUCAUACGAAAUAUCGGUCAAGCGCCUGCGAAAGAGAAACGAACUUGGCUUACACCACAACAACAACAACGUUUACAGCGUUUGUUGCAGAAAAAUCAUCGAUCAUCGCCAACGGUGACACAACUGAAUCAAAGACGAUUGAUUGGCGAACUGUUGCAUGUGCUGAGGCCGGUCAUUCAUCUGACCACUGGAGCCAUAGUGGGUGGUGUCCAAGACCAUUGGACACCGUAUCUAGUGUCACUUGGUUUAGAUGUCAUAUCGCUACGUCUGUUGCGGAGCAGCAGCAGCAGCAAUGAUAAUAAUCUGUUUGGUUUAAUCAUGAAAUUCAACAAUGGCUCAUCGAAUGACGUUGAUGAGAUGUGGAAUUGGUCCGAACGUUUGGAGAUUCAACGUCGCCAUCUUUUGCUAUUGAUGUAUCUGUUGAGGGGGCCAUUCUAUGAUCAAUACACCAAACAACGAUUACUGCGGUUAAUAUCGUUGUUUGCCAACUACAUUCCACUGUUUGGCCGAUUGUGUCGGCCAUUGAUUCGGGCGUUGCCCGAAUGGCAACAAGUCUACUUUUAUGUAUGGAAUUGAUUGAAUGACUUGGUUUGGAUGAAUGAAUGAAUGAAUGGAAUAGAAUGGAUUUUAUUAUGAAAAUUAAAGUAACCCACCGAGUGGUGGUGUGGUUGCAUUAUAUAUAAAUA